AUGUCGACGGAGAAGCUAAUUUCCGGCGGUGUGAUUUCAUCAUCUCACUGGCUGGGCUACGGUGGGGAUGCGGCGGCGGCGGCGGGGGUCAGGAUUUUCGAGGAGUUGCCGACGGCUACAAUCGUGGCGGUUUCACGGCCGGAUGCGAGUGACAUCACUCCCUUGCUUUUGUCAUAUACCAUUGAACUUCAGUACAGACAGUUCAAAUGGCAAUUGUUGAAGAAGGCUUCUCAAGUUAUUUAUUUGCACAUUGCGCUGAAGAAGCGUGCAAUUAUUGAAGAUUUUCAUGAGAAACAAGAGCAGGUAAAGGAAUGGCUACAAAACAUAGGAUUAGGAGAUAAUUCAACAGUUAUGCAUGAUGAGGAUGAGCCUGAUGAUGGAGCUGUGCCGAUAAUAUACAAUGACGACACUUUUAGAAAGAGGUCAGUUCCAUCAAGAGCUGCUCUCUCGGUCAUUCGUCCAGCUAUUGGCAAGCAACAGGCUAUUUCAGACAAAGCAAAAGCUGCCAUGCAAGGUUACCUCGAUCAUUUUUUGGGGAAUUUGGACAUCAUUAAUUCUAGAGAGGUAUGUAAGUUCCUAGAGGUGUCCAAGUUAUCGUUUUCACAAGAGUAUGGUCCUUAUAAGCUGAAAGAAGGUUAUAUGAUGGUUAAGCACUUGGGAUUGUUUUCAAAGGAUAACAACAGAUGUUCGACGUGUUCUCCAUUUUUUAAUUGCUUCAGUUUUUGUCGCAACAAUUGGCAAAAAGUAUGGGUGGUCCUGAAACCGGGUUUCUUGGCUUUCCUUGAGAAUCAUUUUGACACAAAAUUACUAGACAUAAUCGUGUUUGAUGUUCUUCCGCCUGCUUCAAAUGCUAAAGGAGACGACGAACUCUGUUUGGCCAAAGUUUUAAAACAAGGAAAUCCUUUGCGCCAUGCAUUUCAGGUUUGUUGUGGGAACAGAAAUAUAAAGAUAAGGGGAAGUAGCCACGCUAAAGUUGAAGACUGGGUUUCUGAAAUUAAUGCCAAAAUCGGGUCAAAGCGUUGGGAGAGUUGGUGUCAUCCUCAUCGUUUUAAUUCAUUUGCACCUAUUAGAGGACUUUCUGAUGAUGGAAGCCAAGCUCAAUGGUUUAUAGAUGGGGAUGCGGCAUUUGAAGCUAUUGCUUCUUCGAUCGAAAAUGCCAAAUCAGAGAUAUACAUGACUGGGUGGUGGCUUUGCCCUGAAUUGUACUUAAGACGCCCAUUUCACGAUCAUAUUUCCUCGCGCCUUGAUUUUUUACUUGAGGCUAAAGCUAAGGAAGGGGUCCAGAUAUACAUUCUUCUUUACAAGGAAGUGUCUCUUGCUUUAAAAAUUAACAGCCUAUAUAGUAAGAAAAAGCUUGUGAACAUUCAUGAAAAUGUGAAAGUUUUGCGAUAUCCCGAUCAUUUAUCCAGUGGCAUCUACUUAUGGUCACACCAUGAAAAGCUUGUUAUUGUUGAUCACAAGAUUUGCUUUAUUGGAGGGCUAGACUUAUGCUUUGGUCGUUAUGACACCGUCGAACACAAAAUAGGUGAUUGCCCUCCUUCUUUAUGGCCUGGAAAGGACUACUAUAACCCCAGAGAAUCAGAACCAAAUUCAUGGGAAGAUACAAUGAAAGACGAAUUAGAUAGAGAGAAAUAUCCACGAAUGCCAUGGCACGAUGUACAUUGCGCUGUUUGGGGACCACCUUGCACUGAUAUUGCUAGACAUUUUGUUCAACGUUGGAACCAUGCAAAGGUAUUUAUUAUUAUUGCACUUUUCUUUUCUACUUGUACUUGCAAAGCACCAAACGAACAGAAAAUACCGUUGCUUAUGCCUCAGCAUCAUCACAUGGUUUUACCACAUUACUUGGGAAGAGGGAGAGAUGUAAUAGACAUUGAAAAGAACAUCUCCGAAUCAGACAAAAUCGGUCCCGGUGAUUAUUUUUCAACUCGGACAUCAAAUCCCGACAACGACAACAUCCCACUGCUUUUGCCUCAUGAAACAAAUAACGGUCCGCACUCUUGUUCCAUUACGGGAAAUAGUAAAGAUAGCACUCCAAAUACUCAAAGUGAUUCCGAUUUGCAAAAACAAGACCAAAAAUUCGAGAACAUAUCUUCAAAUGAUCAAGUAACACAAGCUGGUCCUCGUUGUUUUUGCCACUGCCAGGUUGUGAGAAGUGUUAGUCAGUGGUCUGCUGGAACGAGCCAAACUGAAGACAGCAUUCAUAGAGCUUAUUGUGCUCUCAUUGAGGAAGCAGAGUACUUCAUUUAUAUCGAGAAUCAGUUUUUCAUAUCGGGGCUUUCAGAAGAAGAAUUCAUACAAAAUCGUGUGCUUGAAUCUCUGUACAAGCGCAUAAUGCGUGCGCACACAGAGAAAAGGUGUUUCAGAGUCAUAAUUGUGAUCCCACUCUUACCUGGGUUUCAGGGUGGUGUGGAUGAUGGUGGUGCUGCUACUGUUAGAGCCAUAAUGCAUUGGCAAUACCGUACUAUUUCCAGAGGAGAAAGUUCGAUAUUGCAAAAACUUUGUUCAAAGUUGGGUCCUUUAACACACGAUUACAUAUCUUUCUUUGGUUUAAGAACUUAUGGCAGACUUUUUGACGGCGGUCCUGUUGUUACAAGUCAGAUUUAUGUCCAUAGUAAAGUUAUGAUAGUCGAUGAUCGUUGUGCUUUGGUUGGAUCAUCCAACAUUAACGAUCGCAGCUUGUUGGGAUCAAGAGACUCAGAGAUUGCAGUGUUGAUACAAGAUAAAGAAUUCAUUGAUUCAUCAAUGGAUGGGAAUCCAUGGAAGGCGGGAAGGUUUGCUUUUAAUCUUAGAGUUUCCUUGUGGGCCGAGCACCUUGGUCUAAAUGCUCAGCAGGUGGCUCAAAUAGAAGACCCUGUAGCUGAUACAACAUACAAGGGCCUCUGGUUAGAUGUUGCUAAGUUGAAUAAAAAGAUUUAUGAAGAUGUAUUCUCUUGCAUCCCCAAUGACACCAUUCAGUCUAGAUGGGCACUAAGACAAAGCAUGAGCCAUUGGAGAAUGAAACUCGGGCACACAACUAUUGACUUGGGAGUGGCUCCUGAAAAUCUGGAACUGUACGAGAAUGAUGAACUCAUAAUUACGGACCCGAUGGAGAAGCUAAAAUCAGUAAGAGGACAUCUUGUUUCUUUUCCAUUAGAUUUCAUGAGUCAAGAAGAUGAUCUAAGACCUAUGUUCAUUGAGGGUGAGUUUUAUGCAUCUCCUCAGGUGUUCCACUGAUUAUACAAUAUACAAAUAGGAAGUUUGUUGUAUCGUAAAGUCAGGAAAGGUGAAUAGUAAGCCGACCAUAUGUUGUCCAUAAAAAGACAUUGUUCAUCGUUAUAUACUCUUUAGUGAUCUCGUUUUUGUUGGGAAUCGGGCACGUGUACUCAGCGGAAAAUAAAAAUUUUAUAUGAAAAAUGAUUUUGAUCA
Molecule: messenger RNA, 3405 nt
Organism: Erythranthe guttata (spotted monkey flower)
Lineage: Eukaryota; Viridiplantae; Streptophyta; Magnoliopsida; Lamiales; Phrymaceae
Source: RefSeq, a predicted model, not a curated record